Messenger RNA from Kuraishia capsulata CBS 1993, 1275 nucleotides. RefSeq lists its product as uncharacterized. The record is from RefSeq and is a predicted model, not a curated record. The transcript has a single exon. Gene Ontology annotation, cellular component: Cdc73/Paf1 complex; nucleus. Lineage: Eukaryota; Fungi; Ascomycota; Pichiomycetes; Pichiales; Pichiaceae. Gene Ontology annotation, molecular function: RNA polymerase II C-terminal domain phosphoserine binding. The coding region runs from base 1 to 1275 and encodes 424 amino acids. Gene Ontology annotation, biological process: transcription elongation by RNA polymerase II; positive regulation of transcription elongation by RNA polymerase II.
AUGGCACCCAGAGUAUCUGACGAUGAAUCAGGGUCCGAACAGGGUCCAAUAGAUACACCUGUUGCCGAGGCAGUGGACAACGUCGACGAAGCUGCUGAUAACAAUGAGUUGAUUGAUGACGAUGAAGAUGAGGGACUUUUUGGGUCUGAUGACGAUGAAGAAGAUGGAGUCACUGCUGCUGUGGGUUCUGAUGCUAUGGAUGUUGAUGCUGAAGAGUUACCACAGAAAAUACUCGAAGCUAGUCUACCUAAACAUGAAAAAUCGCAUGCUCCCGCGAAGGAUACACUGUUAUUCCGUCUUCCUGCAUUCUUGUCCAUUGAUGCCAAGCCUUUUGAUCCUAAGGUCUUUUUGGAAAAGACCACGGAAGUCCAUGAUGACCAGGACGAGCAAGGAGAUGCUUUGAAGGAGAGAAGAAAGCACGAGAAGUUGAUUGCUGAAAACACUAUCAGAUGGAGAUACGCUAAGAACGACAACGAUGUCCUAUACAAACAAAGUAAUUCCCAAGUGAUUGAGUGGGAAGAUGGGUCUUUGUCGUUAAAGCUUGGUAACGAGAUCUUCGACAUAAAGGAUCGUGCUGUCGACGAUAGUGUUUUGACGGUUGCCGACUUUGAUCAGACUGUUUUGAGAACAGAUGCCAUUUUGAACAAACAGGUGAAGGUUGUGCCAGUUUCCACUCUUUCACAGACGCAUAGAAAGCUAACAAAGGCCAUCACGGCGAUGCAAAAGAUACAGAGGUCAAACAAAAUGAACGCGAUUGUGACUGAAGACGAUCCUCUAAAACUCCAGAGAGAAGAGGAGAAGAGAGAACAGCAGAAGAUGAAGGAAAUCCGCAGAAAACAGAGACAAGAGCUUGAAGCCAACGAGGCUGUCUCAUCUUCGAGUGCGUCCAAAAGUUCCUACUACUCGAGAUAUGCUGGAAUCGACGUUGCAGAUGAUGAGGAAGAUGGCAAUGAUGAUGAGCCAACUGUACGUCGUUCUCGUCUUGGGGACGGUUACGAUGACGAUGAUGGGUUUAUCAUCCAGGACGAUGAGGAAGAAGAGUCCGGAGAGGGUGAAGAAGAAGAUGAGGAUGAGUUAGACAGGGCUGCUGAAAGAUUGAGAAAGGUAAAAGAGGCUGGAUCCAAGAAAUAUGAGGAUAAUGACGAGGAAGACGAGGAGGACGAGGAUGUUUCCAGUACUAAAGAGGAGGACGAAGUAGAGGGCGAGGACGAAGAGAAGACCGCGAAAAGAAAGAAGAGGAGGGUUAUCGUUGACGAUGACGAUGAUGACGAAUGA